AAUCAAUACCAAACACCUACAAAUUAAAACACUCUCCCUUAUCCCUUCCUUUCAUCUAAAGUCUGUUCCUAACUUCCCAACCAAAAAUGGCAUCUUCAUCACUUACCUCCAUAUCUUCCCCUUUCCUUCAAACUGAAUUUUCAUUAAAAAGAACUACAAAACCCCACACUCGCUGCUCUAUAUCCAAAUGCCCUUUCACUCCACUUUCAGUUGCUCCAUUAAAAGCAUCUGGAUCCAACACUGACAAUACUCCUAUAACAUCUUCCGUCUCAGUGUCCGACACAAAUACAACUGAAAUAUCAACUUCGAUAUCUGACACCAACACUGACACUGAGACUACACCAUCCUCAGGUCCACAAGAACCAUUACCCCAAUUGGAAACACCAAAAAACCUCCCACUCCGUAGAAUUCCCGGAGAUUAUGGCCUCCCUUUUGUAGGACCUAUCAAAGACCGUCUAGACUAUUUCUACAACGAAGGUCGCGACAAAUUCUUCCGAACCCGGAUCAACAAAUACAAAUCAACCGUUUUUCGCGCCAAUAUGCCACCUGGCCCUUUCAUUUCAUCUAACCCAAACGUCAUCGUUUUACUCGACGCUAAAUCCUUCCCCAUUCUCUUCGACGUUUCCAAAGUAGAAAAACGAGACCUCUUCACCGGAACUUUCAUGCCUUCCACAGAACUCACGGGCGGUUACCGAAUCCUCUCUUACCUCGACCCCUCCGAACCAAAACACGAACAACUCAAACGCUUUCUCUUUUUCCUCCUCAAAUCUCGAAGCAGCCAUUUCAUCCCCGAGUUUCGUUCAUCUUACUCAAAACUCUUCGACACCUUAGAGAAAGAUCUUGAAAACACCGCAAAAGCGGUUUUCGCUGAUGCUAACGAUCAAGAAGCUUUUAACUACCUUUCAAAAGCCUUCUACGGAGUUAACCCUUCCGAAACAAGUCUUAAAACCGAAGGUCCAAGCAUAGUAACGAAAUGGACUCUGCUUCAACUCGGUCCAAUUCUCACAUUAGGUCUUCCAAAGUGCAUUGAAGAACCACUUCUUCACACGGUUCGUCUUCCACCGGCUUUGGUGAAGAAGGAUUACCAGAGACUCUAUGAUUUUUUCUACGAAGCUUCUUCCGGACCGAUCUUAGAUGAAGCGGUUCGGCUCGGAGUUUCUAAAGAAGAAGCGGUUCACAAUCUUAUAUUUGCAACUUGUUUUAACACUUUUGGUGGAAUGAAGAUUUUGUUUCCGAAUAUGUUGAAGUGGAUCGGACGAGCGGGGGUUAAUCUUCACGCGAAGUUAGCGAAAGAGAUUAGAUCAGUUGUUAAAUCGAAUGGCGGGAAAGUGACUAUGGCUGCAUUGGAGCAAAUGCCGUUGAUGAAGUCAGUGGUUUAUGAAUCAUUUAGAAUUGAGCCGCCGGUGCCGUUGCAAUACGGGAAAGCGAAACAUGAUUUUGUGAUAGAGAAUCACGAGAACGCGUUUCAAGUGAAGGAAGGUGAAAUGUUGUUUGGUUUUCAGCCGUUUGCGACUAAUGAUCCUAAGAUAUUUGAUAGGGCUGAUGAGUUUGUUGCGGAUAGGUUUAUUGGUGAGGAGGGAGAGAAGUUGUUGAAGUAUGUGCUUUGGUCGAAUGGUCCAGAAUCGGAACAACCGACGGUUGGGAAUAAGCAGUGUGCUGGGAAGGAUUUUGUUGUGUUGUUUUCUAGGCUUUUGGUGGUGGAGUUGUUUCUGAGAUAUGAUACUUUUGGUAUUCAAGUUGAGAAGGCGCCGAUAGGAUCUGCUAUUACCUUUACUUCUCUUAAGAGAGCAACCUAUUAGUUUAGUUUUGUUGGGGUUAUAUAUGUUUUCAUGCAUGAUGGAUGUUGUUUUGUCUUUUUGGUUUUGAAUGGAAUCUAUGAAGAUGAACUGGUCAUGUAUAGUUCACUUUUACUCCUUAUAAGUAUUAAUGUAUUUUUUCGAAAAGGAAUUAUUAC
Molecule: messenger RNA, 1954 nt
Organism: Lathyrus oleraceus (garden pea)
Lineage: Eukaryota; Viridiplantae; Streptophyta; Magnoliopsida; Fabales; Fabaceae
Product: allene oxide synthase 1, chloroplastic-like
Exons: 1
Coding region: 87-1799 (570 amino acids)
Biological process (GO): jasmonic acid biosynthetic process; sterol metabolic process
Cellular component (GO): chloroplast envelope; chloroplast thylakoid membrane
Molecular function (GO): iron ion binding; oxidoreductase activity, acting on paired donors, with incorporation or reduction of molecular oxygen; monooxygenase activity
Source: RefSeq, a predicted model, not a curated record